AUGGAGACAGGAGACAGCAGGCAGGAGAGAGGAGACAGCAUAAAGGAGACAGCAGACAGGAGAGAAGAGACAGGAGACAGGAGACAGCAGGCAGGAGACAGGAGGCAGGAGAGAGGAGACAGCAUAGAGGAGACAGGAGACAGGAGAGAAGAGACAGGAGACAGGAGAGAGGGGGCAGGAGAGAGGAGACAGCAUAGAGAAGACAGGAGACAGGGGGCAGGAGAGAGGAAACAGGAGAGAAGAGACAGCAGACAGGAGACAGGAGACAGGGGGCAGGAGAGAGGAGACAGGGGGCAGGAGAGAGGAGGCAGCAUAGAGGAGACAGGGGGCAGGAGAGAGGAGACAGGAGAGAAGAGACAGCAGACAGGAGACAGGAGACAGGGGGCAGGAGACAGCACACAGAAGAGAAGAGACAAGAGACAGGAGACAUCAGACAGGAGACAGCAGAGAGGAGACAGGAGACAGCAGACAGGAGACAGGAGACAGAAGAGAAGAGAGAGGAGACAGAAGAGAGGAGACAGGAGAGAAGAGAGAAAGGAGACAGUAGAUAAAGGAGAAGCAAAAGAAAGGAGACAGGAGAAAGGAGACAGGAGAAAGGAGACAAAAAAUAAAAUACAGUUUCUUAUAAAGCAAAGACACCGCAGACACUGA
Eimeria mitis is the source of this 651-nucleotide messenger RNA. RefSeq lists its product as uncharacterized. The transcript has a single exon. The record is from RefSeq and is a predicted model, not a curated record. The coding region runs from base 1 to 651 and encodes 216 amino acids. NCBI's taxonomy places the organism in Eukaryota, Apicomplexa, Conoidasida, Eucoccidiorida, Eimeriidae.